AUGAUUUUCCUGGCCGCCUGCUUUGCGCGCCGGUGGCUGCCACAGCCCGGAUCCUGUGGCUUCUCCCGCGCCGCCAUGGAAGUGGCCUUCCGAGGGGUGCGGAAGGUCCUCUGUGUGGCCGAGAAAAACGACGCAGCCAAGGGUAUCGCUGACCUGCUAUCUAACAGUCGUAUGAGACGGAGGGAAGGACUUUCCAAAUUCAACAAGAUCUAUGAAUUUGAUUAUCACCUAUGUGGCCAGAAUGUUACAAUGGUAAUGACUUCGGUUUCUGGACAUUUGCUGGCUUACAAUUUCCAGAUGCAGUUUCGAAAAUGGCAGAGCUGCAAUCCCCUUGUCCUCUUUGAAGCAGAAAUUGAAAAAUACUGCCCAGAGAAUUUUGUAGGCAUCAAGAAAACUCUAGAACGAGAGGCACGGCAGUGCCAGGCUCUGGUGAUCUGGACUGAUUGUGACAGAGAAGGGGAGAAUAUUGGGUUUGAGAUUAUCCACGUAUGCAAGGCUGUGAAGCCCGGUCUGCUGGUGCUGAGAGCCCGUUUCUCUGAGAUCACUCCACGAGCUAUCCGGAUGGCCUGUGAGAACCUGACAGAGCCCGACCAGAGAGUGAGCAAUGCUGUAGAUGUGAGGCAGGAGCUGGACCUGCGAAUUGGUGCUGCCUUUACAAGGUUCCAGACCCUAAGGCUUCAGAAGAUUUUCCCUGAGGUGCUGGCAGAGCAGUUGAUCAGUUAUGGCAGCUGCCAGUUCCCAACACUGGGGUUUGUGGUGGAGAGAUUCAAAGCCAUUCAGGCUUUUGUACCAGAAACCUUCCAUAGAAUUAAAGUAACUCAUGAGCACAAAGAAGGCAUUGUAGAAUUCAACUGGAAAAGGCAUCGUCUCUUUAACCACACAGCUUGUCUUGUCCUCUAUCAGCUUUGUAUGGAGAAUCCUUUGGCGACUGUGAUAGAGGUCCGCUCCAAGCCGAAGAGCAAGUGGAGGCCUCAAGCUCUGGACACUGUGGAACUUGAGAAGCUGGCUUCACGCAAGUUGAGAAUAAAUGCAAAAGAAACCAUGAGGAUUGCCGAAAGGCUCUACACUCAAGGGUACAUCAGCUAUCCUCGAACUGAAACAAACAUUUUCCCCAGAGACCUGAACCUGGUGGUACUGGUGGAACAGCAGAUCCGGGAUCCACACUGGGGGGCUUUUGCCCAGAGAAUUCUAGAGCAGGGCGGCCCCACUCCCCGCAAUGGGAAUAAGUCGGACCAAGCCCACCCUCCCAUUCACCCCACCAAAUACACCAGCAGCUUGCAGGGAGAUGAGCAACGACUAUAUGAGUUCAUUGUUCGCCAUUUCCUCGCAUGCUGCUCCCAGGAUGCUCAGGGGCAGGAGACCACCGUGGAGAUCGACAUCGCCCAGGAGCGGUUCCUGGCUCAUGGCCUCAUGGUUUUGGCCCGGAACUAUCUGGAUGUAUACCCAUAUGAUCACUGGAGCAACAAGACCAUUCCUGUCUAUGAGAGAGGCUCCCACUUCCAGCCCAGCACUGUGGAGAUGGUGGACGGGGAGACAAGCCCACCCCAGCUGCUCACCGAAGCUGACCUCAUUGCCCUCAUGGAAAAGCAUGGCAUUGGUACUGAUGCCACCCAUGCGGAGCACAUUGAGACGAUCAAAGCCCGGAUGUACGUGGGGCUUACAGCAGACAAGCGGUUUCUCCCAGGGCACCUAGGAAUGGGGCUUGUGGAAGGCUAUGAUUCCAUGGGCUAUGAGAUGUCUAAGCCGGACCUCCGGGCUGAGCUGGAGGCUGAUCUGAAGCUGAUCUGUGAAGGCAAGAAAGACAAGUUCGUGGUUCUAAGGCAGCAAGUCCAGAAAUACAAGCAGGUUUUCAUUGAAGCAGUGGCUAAAGCUAAGAAGUUGGACGAGGCUUUGUCCCAGUAUUUUGGGGAAGGAGCUGAGGUGUCCCAGCAAGGAGAGAUCUACCCUGCCAUGCCAGAGCCCAUCAGGAAGUGUCCUCAGUGCAACAAGGACAUGGUCCUCAAGACCAGGAAAAGUGGCGGGUUCUACCUCAGUUGCAUGGGUUUCCCAGAGUGCCGGUCAGCCAUGUGGUUUCCUGACUUUGUCCUAGAAGCCAGCAGGGAUGAGAGUGUGUGUCCAGUCUGUCAGCCACAACCUGUUUACAGGUUGAAGUUGAAGUUCAAGCGAGGCAGCGUUCCCCCAUCCAUGCCACUGGAGAUCAUUGGCUGCAUCGGCGGGUGUGACGAGACCCUGAGGGAGAUCUUAGACCUGAGAUUUUCUCGAGGCCCCUCCCAACCUCUCCAGCCAGCCAGCCAGCCCUCAAGCCACUUGCAAGCCAGCCAGUCCCUGAACAGAAUGGACAGCAACCAACCUUACCAUCACCAGCCUCCUAGCAGUAGGCAGACUGGACCUCCAAGGGCUCUCCCACCACCCACUGCCAUUGCUGAAAGCAACACUGUGACCUGCAACUGUGGCCAGGAGGCCUUGCUGCUCACCGUUCGGAAAGAGGGCCCCAACCAGGGCCGCCAGUUCUACAAGUGCAGCCAGGGAAGCUGCAAUUUCUUCCUAUGGGCAGACAGCAGCCCAGCAGACACAGUAGGGCCUCCUUCCUCCACAGUGAGACCCAUUGGCAGCUCUCAGGGUUCGGAGAGCCGCCUGGGUGGACUUGCCAGGCCAGGGGAUGGUGGUGGUGGGACCUCCUGCCUGUGCAGCCAGCCAGCCAUCACACGGACUGUGCAGAAAGACGGACCCAACAAGGGGCGCCAGUUCCACACGUGCUCCAAGCCCAGAGAGCAGCAGUGUGGGUUCUUCCAGUGGGCAGACGAGAAUGCAGCCCCAGGGACAUUUGGAGCCAUACCCUGGCCAGGAGGCAGAGAGAAAACCCAGGGGUCAGAGGCCAGAAGCAAAAGGCUCCGGGCCAGUUCUUCUGACACUGGGUCUACAGCAAAGAAAUCCCGGAAAUGCAGCCUUUGCCACCAGCCUGGACACACUCGUCCCUUCUGUCCUCAGAACAGAUGA
This is a messenger RNA of Orycteropus afer afer, 2997 nucleotides long. It is a transcript of the gene TOP3A, whose product is annotated as DNA topoisomerase III alpha. Lineage: Eukaryota; Metazoa; Chordata; Mammalia; Tubulidentata; Orycteropodidae. Gene Ontology annotation, cellular component: chromosome; nucleus. Gene Ontology annotation, molecular function: DNA binding; zinc ion binding; DNA topoisomerase type I (single strand cut, ATP-independent) activity. Gene Ontology annotation, biological process: DNA topological change. The coding region runs from base 1 to 2997 and encodes 998 amino acids. The record is from RefSeq and is a predicted model, not a curated record. The transcript has 19 exons.